This is a messenger RNA of Manihot esculenta (cassava), 984 nucleotides long. RefSeq names its product nuclear transcription factor Y subunit B-10. The record is from RefSeq and is a predicted model, not a curated record. Gene Ontology annotation, biological process: regulation of transcription by RNA polymerase II. The transcript has 7 exons. Gene Ontology annotation, molecular function: protein heterodimerization activity; DNA-binding transcription activator activity, RNA polymerase II-specific; RNA polymerase II cis-regulatory region sequence-specific DNA binding. Lineage: Eukaryota; Viridiplantae; Streptophyta; Magnoliopsida; Malpighiales; Euphorbiaceae. Gene Ontology annotation, cellular component: CCAAT-binding factor complex; nucleus. Bases 178 to 717 code for a protein of 179 amino acids.
UUAGAAACAAAAAAUAAAGGGGUGAAAUCAAAACCAACGGUGUUGAUAAACUUCAGUGUCUGAUCUGAGUCGUCUCCUAUCUCCUCUUUUCUCCAGCGUCCGAUCCCCUAUCUCCUCCCAAUCCGAUCCUUCAUAUUCUCUCGCGCCCUUUUACAAAUCUCUCCUAAGGGUUUGAAGAUGGCGGCGGAGGCACCACCGAUGAGUCCAGGCCGAGGUAGCCACGAGACUGGUGAGCAGAGCCCCCGCUCCAACUCCAACUCUAAUGUCCGUGAACAAGAUAGGUAUCUUCCGAUUGCUAAUAUUAGCCGGAUCAUGAAGAAGGCUAUUCCUGCUAAUGGAAAGAUCGCCAAAGAUGCCAAGGAGACUGUUCAGGAAUGUGUCUCUGAGUUCAUCAGCUUCAUCACUAGCGAGGCGAGUGACAAGUGCCAAAGAGAGAAGAGAAAGACGCUCAACGGUGAUGAUUUACUGUGGGCCAUGGGGACGUUAGGGUUUGAGGAUUACAUUGAUCCGCUUAAGGUUUACCUGUCUCGAUACAGAGAGAUGGAGGUUGACGCCAAGGGUUCGGUAAAAGGUGGCGAAACGUCUGUUAAGAAAGAUUUUCAAUCGAGUUCAAAUGUCCAGAUUUCUCAUCAAGGAUCUUUCUCACAAGGAGUUGUCUAUGCAAAUUCUCAAUUGCAGGUCCAGCAUAUGAUGGUUCCAAUGCAAGGCGCCGAGUAAAUUUGGACUCUUCAACUGAUGCCAUAAUUUAGAGACGUAUUUAAUAACUUGUUCCAUGCUCAGAACAAAAUAUUAUACCAAGACGUUGCAUCCAUUGCAAACACUAAUAUUAUGGAUGGUUUUGGUUCUCUUGUUGUGUCUACAGUUAGUUUGUUGUAAUGUUUGUAUAAUUAGGGUACCUUUUGCAGUAGGAUGACUGAAGAAACAAUGUAAAUGUCGAGAAUAUUGUUUAAUUAUAUAUUGUGCCUGGACAAUUGUCAAGGAUCA